AUGUCUGCAGGUGGUACUGAAAGUCUGGAAGAUAUCACUGUUGCAAGUAAGAACCAGCAUAACUCAGACUCGACACCACACACUACUCAGCCCAACCCCAAAUCGCGCAAGGACUUGUGGACCUUGAUUAAAGAAUCUAAAGACCAUGAUAAAAAGAAUUCAGAAGGCAACGCUACAUUAGAAACCACAAUCUAUGUGGUUGGAUCAAAAGGCUCUGGAAAGUCUUCCAUGAUUCUCGGAUUUCUCGACCGAGAUGAAACGCCAAGUCCAAGCGUUGCAUUGGAAUAUACUUUUGGUAGACGUACACGUGGAGUUAAUUCCACCAAGGAUGUAGUACAUAUCUGGGAGUUAGCUGGUGGUAUAUACUUGUCCGAUCUACUAGAAAUCCCCAUUACAGAAAGCAAUAUUCAUGUGUCUACAUUUCUGAUUGUUUUGGAUUUAUCAAAUCCAUCUACUAUUCUAGAUACACUUGAGCCACUUCUUGACAAGAUCAAAACCAAGGUGAACAAGGUUCUUGAUGGACUUGAGCAGCGAGGAUCAAAGCGACCUAAAGUAUUACGCAAUGCUGCUACAAAGCGAUAUGGUGUAGAUCAUCCUGAUAUAGAUUUGGUGACACUAUCUCCAGUUCCAAUUACAAUUAUUGGAUCUAAAUACGAUGAAAUGCAAAGUAUGGAAUCAGAGAUGCGUAAAAUGUUGUGCAAAAUGUUGCGCUACAUGGCACAUAUAAAUGGCGCAUCACUCAUAUUUGUCUCGCAAAAAGAUGAUACGCUGGCAUCACGAUCACGACACAUGAUGUCAUACCAUGGAUUUAAAAGUAAUGCACCUAAAUCAAUGGUUAUGGAUCACAACAAGCCUAUUCUUAUUAUGGCUGGACAAGAUACGUUUUGUGGAAUUGUGCAAGUUGUACAAGAUCGGAUUGAUUUGUCUAAAUUCCCUGAACAUGCAAUUGAUGUCGUGCGCGUACAAAAAGAGCAAGUUCUUGAAUCUAUUGUCAUCAUCCAUUACUGUUUUUAUUUAGUUGUGCUGAUACAUCAUUGGGUGUGUUGCUACAGUGAAGAGCUUGAACGUCUUCGUCGCGCUAAUGAUCGCAAAAUGAAAGACAAGGAUACGCUGGGUGAUAUGGCCUCUCUCACACUAGCUGGCUCAGGCAAGGAGCAAAAGAAAAAGGGAAAGUCAUAUUCUCGUGCAAAUGCGUCACUGAUGAGUGUCGCUUAA
This is a messenger RNA of Batrachochytrium dendrobatidis JAM81, 1215 nucleotides long. RefSeq lists its product as uncharacterized. Gene Ontology annotation, molecular function: dynein heavy chain binding. The record is from RefSeq and is a predicted model, not a curated record. Lineage: Eukaryota; Fungi; Chytridiomycota; Chytridiomycetes; Rhizophydiales. Gene Ontology annotation, cellular component: ciliary basal body; axoneme; cytoplasmic dynein complex. The coding region runs from base 1 to 1215 and encodes 404 amino acids. The transcript is spliced from 10 exons. Gene Ontology annotation, biological process: intraciliary transport involved in cilium assembly; intraciliary retrograde transport.